AUGCUGCCUAGGGCGAGGCAGUGGCUUCUCAGACGUUUCAUUUACAUAACCGUCAUCACGUUCGGUAUAGUCCCUUGUUGUAUUCCUGGGCCACCUCCGGCAAGGACACGCAAUUCUCCGCGAUCACCUCUGUGGGCAGUCCAGGAAGCAGACGCACUGGAGGACCCUCUUGGGCCAAGGCCCAGCCUACGCAGGGCUCAGUCAACCCAAGUCAUUGCAGGCACACGCAGCAAGACACUGAGAGAGAUAGUCGACGAAGGAGUUCCGCCAUAUAUCUGGGACAAGAAUAGUCCGUACUACGUCGCCCCGAAAAACACUUUUUUGUCAGAGUGCCAAAAAGCGGACAAGAAGCGCAGAGAGGCCAAAGAGAAACGGAGAAGAGAGAAAGAGAGAAGUCGAGUGUGCCGCCAGGUGGACGGAUCCAGAUCAGUUUCACCUUCUCCAGGCGUGAGCCGGUCCAAUUCAAUUGCCUUCAACAAGAACAGUCCAGUACAGCGCCUGAGCACGAUGAUCGAGUCGCUCCGGGAUUUGAAGCACGAGAAGAGCGGCAGCUACGAACACCUAGCACUGGAGCGAACAGCCAGCCAGAUUCUCCAUCACAUGGAGGACAAGGACAGCGAGGAUUCUUUGGAAAGUACAAGGACAAGAGUAUUGUCGAACGCCCGAGCGAUCUACGGAGCGAAUCGGUGUCUCGACGUGAUAAGCUUCGCCCCGACUUCCUCAAGAAGAAUUGGAGCCGCCAUCAUCGAACACAAUCCAACGAGUAGGUCGUAUAUCCACUGCUCCUCGGCCAAAGAGAAGUCGCGCCUCGCUGCUCUUGAGCAUCUUCUCGUCAUCACUGAGGAUUUACUUCAACGACUCAUAGACGCAGAAGGCAUAACAAGCAGUGGAUGGCUGCCAGCUACAGCUCAAUCCCAACAUGCCGUCACAUACAGCAUCGCAAGUGCAGCGGGUAGCGCAAUGAAUGAAAGUGUGGCAGGAAGUGUACCGGCGAGUCGAAGAAGCAGCGUAGCGCCGCAAGAUCAUGUCAAUUCCCACGACUGCAGUCCAGGCUAUAGUGGUCAUCCUUUGCAGAAGACGCUGCUUAUUCGUGGCAACAGCGACACGACAUUCCAUGGUCUGUCGCCACAACAGCCGCCGCUUCAAGGCCUCCCCCGAACAGCCAGUGACUUCAUCAAGCAGCCUGUGCCUGUGCCUGUCGGUGCGCACUCGGGCCAGAAUCGAGGGCGUGUGCAGUGGAAUCUGGGGUCAUUCAAUACGAACAUUGCUACUCUACCAUGUCGUACUUUGAUUGUCGAUGAAAGGCAGACGCGGCUGGUUCCACUACGUCAGCUCGUGGCAGGAGAGGCUCAAGGGCCUACUUCCAAGUACCUGCGCUCGAAUGCUGAUGUGAUGCCGUCUUCCUUCACAACCCUCGGUGAUGCCUAG
Molecule: messenger RNA, 1428 nt
Organism: Plenodomus lingam JN3
Lineage: Eukaryota; Fungi; Ascomycota; Dothideomycetes; Pleosporales; Leptosphaeriaceae
Source: RefSeq, a predicted model, not a curated record